UAGCAAUGGAACCUUCCCAGGGUCCGCAUUUGGUCCGGCUGUAUGUGUAUGACCUGUCCCGCGGCAUGGCUCGCCGGCUCAGUCCUGUCAUGCUCGGAAAACAGUUGGAAGGAAUCUGGCACACUUCUAUCAUAGUAUUUGAUGAAGAAUUCUUCUAUGGUGGCGGGGGAAUCACCAGCUGUUUGCCAGGGGGAACAAUGUUGGGUGAACCUGACUCAGUGGUGGAGCUUGGCAACACUGAGGUUACAGAAGAGAUUUUCCUAGAAUAUCUAUCUUCCCUGGGGGAGUCAGGGUUCAGUGGGGAGUCGUACCACCUGUUCGAUCACAACUGCAACACUUUCAGCAAUGAAGUGGCUCAGUUCUUGACUGGAAAAAAAAUUCCUUCAUACAUAACAGAGCUGCCAUCUGAGGUUUUGUCCACACCCUUUGGGCAAGCUCUCCGGCCUUUACUGGAUUCUGUCCAAAUCCAGCCUUCUGGUGGGAACAACUUUAACAGGCACAGCGGACCUAGUUAAUUAGUACAGUGCCAUGUGCCAGUGGGGGCAGUGCCCUCACUUUUUAACUUAACAGCAUUUUCUAGUAUCUGUUUUUGAUCAUAAGUGUUUCAUUUGUUCCAUUUCCUAGAGAUCAGGACAUAGAGCCAUACAGACAACUCUUUUUAUUACUUAUAUCCCAUCAUUUAAAAUAAUUAUUUUAAAGGUGUACUGUAACAUACUAAAUUAUAUAUAGAAAUCAAAAAAUAUCCCAUCUUCUGAGGGUAUUAUUUUUAUAUGUAUUGGUUAAAUACAGAUUACUUGUCACUAAAAUGGAACACAGCUUUGCAGCUGUUGAUUGUGGUUACUGGAGUUGACAUUAGCUGUUCCAGUAGCGGCUACUGAACAAAGGGUGCCAUAUUCUGGAGCAAGUUUUUUUCCCAGUAGUCAGCAGAUUUUCUGGGCAUUCCCUUUCCUACAUGCGUUUGAACUGACUUUGUCAAUGGAUUAUUGGGUGGUGUAGCCUGACUUUUUGGCUUACCUACUUAAGUAGAGCCACUAUCUGUAAUCAUGGGGCCCUAUAUUACUAAGUAAGCAAGGGGCCCCAAUUAUUAGUAGUCUGGUUACCUGGGCCCCAUAAGUGGUGAGCCCUGCAAACAAGUAAAAUGGGACCUCAAUGAAAAAUAUCCCUUGAAUGCACAACCAUGCCCCUGAUCUGCCACAGCCAACUGUUCAGAAACCCACAGAUCACAGAUUUCAGGACCCCUUCUGCCAUGGGGUCUCUGACAGCUGUACCCCCCCCCCAGAUGCCUGUGCACUAGUGCCUGCUUUAAGAAAAGUGAUAGUCUGAGGGUUCUCUGCAAAGCUGACACGAUAGGAUCCUGUACUUUACUUGCUUGCAGCAGUGGGGCACCCUAGUACUCUGCAGCACAUUGAUAAAUGAGUCCUGCUGUGUCUUAACUCUCCAGAUCUUAUCUUUAUGUUGUGCACAGCACUUCUGAACUUUACCCCUUCCCGCAGAGUCAAAACAAAAGAUAUGUGACAACAACAACUCUUCAGAAUGUUGUACUACAGGUCCCUGGGGGGGUUUAUUUCUUUGCAUGUUAACGUUUUACUCAUUUUAUCAGUUUUUCAAGGACACCUGGUUAAUGUGUUAGUGGCAAGAAACAAUUGUAUGACCUGAUUCUUUUUAGUCAAAGGGCCACAAAAACUAAACAGUUGCUCCAACAAUGAUGCAAAUGAUUCAACAAUGAUCCAAAAAUGCAUUGUAAAGUAUUCAAAGAUGUGUAUGUAAAAGUCCCAUAACCUUCAGAGAAAUUACGCUGUUUGUCGCUCUGCCAUCUUAGUAUCUGCUUAACUGCCUGUAAUUGCCAUCUCUUUUCAGUUACUUUAAACUGUAAGAGUCUCAUGACAUGGACAAGCUAGCCUGAUGUGUGCAGCAUGGGAGAUUUGGCCACACUCUGUAUGGCUAAAUUGCACUGACCCAUGCCAAGGCAAACAGGAAAGAAGAGCAGCCCCUGGCUGCCAGGAAACACCAGGAGGCAUAGGCAGACAAGAAAUUCUGUCAGUAUAGACCAGCUGUAACCCAGUGUCUUAAAAACUCCUCCUACAAGGAGCAAUGGCCAGAUAAUGUGCCAUCACUCUAUAUAUAAACAAUUUUAGAAGCUUGAAAAUCAUGUUCACUAAUGCAAACCCUCUAUAAAAGUGACCAGUUCUGAUGAGCUCCUGAUACCUUUGUUCAUGUAAUUGUUAAUGUUCAUGUAAUUGGUAAUGUGUCAUUUAUGAAGGGCUAUGUGCAAGUGCAGGAGUAAAAAUGACCACUAAACAGCUGCCCACAGAUCCUUUUGCAUGCUCUGUAGCUUGUGCUGGAUCUGGUGUAAGACACAGAGCACAGUCCUAAGAGCCAUGUAUGUAAUGCCUGCCAAAUCAUGUUUUUGUACAGGGCUUCCAAACAUCUAUGUCCCCCCAACCCUUGUGGCUUGCACAUUCCUAUUGAUGUUUUGUGCCUCUCACCUACACAAUAGGUCAAAAGCAGGGCUGUGGAGUCGGAGUCGAGGAGUCGAAGGCAAUUUUGGGUACCUGGAGUCGGAGUCGGCAAAAAAUGAACCAACUCCUACAAAAUUUAAAUGGGAAUAAAAAAAAAA
Molecule: messenger RNA, 2617 nt
Organism: Xenopus tropicalis (tropical clawed frog)
Lineage: Eukaryota; Metazoa; Chordata; Amphibia; Anura; Pipidae
Gene: desi1
Product: desumoylating isopeptidase 1
Molecular function (GO): peptidase activity; palmitoyl-(protein) hydrolase activity
Source: RefSeq, marked provisional